UAAACUAAACGGAUUUGUUUAGAAAUCACUUUGCAUGUGUCACUCCAGCAGAGAAUGUCCCGUGCAACAGCCAUUCACUUGGAGCCUGGUUCAUCAUGGCAGCGACUUGCAACUAUCGUCAUUGUCGUCUCUGUGUUUGCAGCAGCAAGAGGUCAAGUGGAGAACGACGUCCGACUGGUGAACGGACCGAAUGCCUACGAAGGACGAGUGGAAAUCUUCAAGGAUGGAGUCUGGCUUAGUGUUUGUCUUUCGUACACAUCUAACGUUGCUGAUGUCAUCUGCAGACAGCUCAAAUAUCUUGAAGGCGGUGCCUCUGUCUACUAUGCGAACUCGUACGGCUCAGCGCCAGGAGAAAUAUUCAGAGACCGCAUAUCGUGCACUGGAAGGGAAGCCAGACUAUCACAAUGCGCUUUCUCAAGUCAAACUGCAAAUUGCAACCCAAUCUACACUCUUGGAGUCAGCUGUGAUACAGGGUUAUACCACGAGACCAAAACAAUACGUCUUGCUAACGGUACAACACCGCAUGAAGGUCGGAUAGAGGUCUUCACCAAGGGUGUAUGGGGCUUAGUCACAGACUCCAGUUAUUCUAACAGACCAGUCUAUAACGCCAUUGCCGCCGGUCUUGCCUGCAGGCUUCUGUUCGGUCCUGACUACGGUGGAUCUGUGGUCCCUAAGCACGAAGCGUCUGUACGAUUUGGAGUAGCGAGAGGACGGGCAAUACUAAUGAGCAACAUCGUGUGCAAGGGGAACGAGAAAAGUCUGUUCGACUGUCAGUGGUCUACUGAUACAAGCACUAGUCACGAGGACAGCCUUUCUGUCGUCUGUAAAACAGUUCCAAGAGGCUGCAACGGGUACGUCGAGGCUGCCACUGGAAAUCUGACGUCACCAGGCUACCCCCAAAGUACAGUGUACUCUACUGAUACAGACUGCGUGUGGAAAAUCGUCAAUAAGGCAGCAAAAAUUCGCCUGUCUUUUACAAAAGUUGACUUCAAUGGUAGCACCUUGACCUCAACAAACAGACUACAGGUAUUUGACAGUGAUGCAUAUUCGAGCCUCGCUUCAGUAACAUCAUCCACAACUGUGACAGCAUCCAGUAGUGAAAUAAAUGUGUGGCUGAAAGCUCCAGCUGGUUCAAAAGGAAUCCAGUUCCAUGCUUAUUGGGACGCUGCACCAUGUAUAGAAAGUAUAAGCUCAUCGGGUUACAUCCGGUCACCGGGCUACCCACAGCAAUACCCAACAAACUUGAACUGCACAUAUCACCUACUGAAGAGGAAAGGUUUACUCGCCAGUUUAAGCUUCAGUAACUUUGCUCUGAGCAACAUGGUGCAAGGAGUUUGUGGAGAUUAUUUACAGGUAUUCGAUGGGGACACAGAGUUCUCGCCAUCUAUCCGUGGCCCAAUGUGUAACACGACAAGUCCUGCAACCAUUACAACCACCAACGUGAAUUCUACAAAGGUCAUCGUGAAGUUCACAUCAGACGCUGUUAAUACGUCAGUUGAAAAUGGAUUUGAAGCUUAUUUUAGUUCAGUGGAGCCAGAUCCGAUCAGACCUGGUAAUUACACUGAAGACAGCGGUACCUUCGCAACUCCCGGCUACCCCAGCGUCUACAACGGCGAAGAAGACGUCAUCUGGACCAUCACCACAAAGCCCUACAAGACUAUUACUAUUAACUUUCAUCAAGUUCAGCUAAAAGGAUGUUGCGAUGAUUAUAUUACGAUUUACGACCAAGUGAGGUCAACCAGUUAUUACGGCGGAAAUAUUCCCUCUUUUGCCACUGACACAAACUCUGUGGAAGUAACAAUGAAAUCCUCACUGGACAACGAAAUGAAUGUAAUCAAUGCAUCUUGGAUAACGGAGUGCCGACAGGUAUUUACUGCCUCCUCUGGAUCCAUUAUGUCUCCUAACGACCCAACCUUUGACUCUGCGUCAGCUGACUGUACUUAUAUCAUUAGACAACAGCCAGGCUACUACAUUAAAUUACAGUUUUCUACAAUCAACUUCGAAAGGGACAUGAGAUGCAGUAAUUACAUAGAGAUACAUGAUGGCAGCACAGAUUUGUUCCCCCUGCUUGGCGAACGUUACUGCGGUCAAACACUUCCACCAACUUUGAAUUCCACCCAGAACAUUGUCUUGCUAAAGUUCGGGACACAGACUGGCAAAAACUCUUUUAGCUUGCGUUACUCUUCACACCCAAAAGAAUGCAGCAGCGGUCUGAUGAAAGACAUCGAUGGGAGUUUCACGUCACCAGGCUUCCCUAUUGGGUAUCCCAGCAAUACCUACUGUGUGUGGACAAUAAAUCUGGACCAGACGAAACAACAGGUCGAACUGACCUUCAAUGACUUCUCGGUUGGUACUCAAGGAACGCAGUGUCAAUAUGCCUUUGUGAGAGUCUACGAUGCCGCUACAGUGGAUGCAAGUAAAGUCAUGGCAACGCUCUGUGGAACGACUUUGCCGCCCAAACUGAGGUCAAAAGGUCACAACAUGACGGUGGUACUCAACGUCUUUGGGUCGCUGACUAAUGCCAACGGAUUUCUUGCUACGUACGCUGGCAGGAGCCCGACUGCUGGAUUUUCGAGAGAACCCUACCUAUACGGAAUUGAACACGGAGAUCACACACUUGAAACAGAUCCCUAUAAAACUGCAGAAGUUGCAAUAGAAGAUGGUUUUCCAUUCGGAGACAGCCUAAGAGACGCUGUUUAUGUUGGGACAAAUGGAGUCAUUUCCUUUCAAAAAGGGACUGCAUGGCCGAGACUUGACUCCAGCAGCCUGACUCUAUGUGUAUACUGCGCCGACAUCAGUAAUAGCGGAGGUGUGUUUUACCAUCUGUACAAUAACAAAAGCGAUGUGCUGGUGAAUGCUACUUCUGCGAUUCAGGACUUUACCGCAAUGGCUUCAUUCAGCGCUCGUACUGUUCUUGUGGUCACGUGGGACCGCGUACAGCAAAACUUCCCUUCUGUCAGUGACAGGUCUUCUGGUAUGGGUGACGCCACGUUUCAAGUGGCAUUAGUUACUGACGGCGUGACGUCUUUCGCCAUUGUCCAGUACCAGCUGGGUCAGAUGACCUGGCGUUAUCCAGGCCGUUGGUACAAAAUCGAGAUGGGAGUCGCUAAAGGAUCACCUACUUUAUUCCAACCAAACGUGUACUCAGGAACUGAAUAUGCCUACAAUAUUGACAAUUAUUUUGGAAAUACAGGAUAUAAGGGUUGGUGGAUCUACGAGCUGGGACAAAUUCCCAGCGACUACCGCCAGGUGUGCAGAGACUGGCACAGCAGAAACAAGGUGUACGAGAAGAGAAAGGAGCGAGAGACAGGGUUUGCUAACCUACCCAAGUGCCCCUGCUCCAGACGAGGCUUUUUCCGUCACAUCGUCAACCAGUGGAGGUUCCAUCGUAGUGAUGAGGAGAACCACUUUGAGUGCUACAUUCUUAAUGUGGCUCGUACAAGGCUUUUUGCUCCCCUUGGCAAGGAGUGCUGCUACUCCACCGACCCGCUGAAGCCGGAGCAGAUGGACAUGCUGAUCACAUCUCGUCCUUUCGCCGGAGCGUCGCUGGCGUACAACCCUCUCAUCUUUAAUCACACGCACCUCUACGAGACUGAGGACAGACUGGCCCACGUCGCCUGCUGCCUCAACUCCCCGGACAGGUUCUGUCGUCGUUUUUAUCAGCUUCGACCUGUCGGCGACUGUGACCCUAACCCCGCGCUGGGGUGGAGUCCCUUGUAUGGCGAUCCUCAUGUAACAACACUAGACGGGAGACAGUACAUCUUCAACGGUCUUGGUGAGUUCACCAUGGCGACAGUAAGAACAGCAUAUGUCACUUUCACCCUUCAGGCCCGGACACAGAGGGCGGAGCUUCGGCCGGGAACGCCCACCAACGGGACUGUCUUUACAGCGGUCGGGGCGGAGGAGAACGGAAUGAGGGUCUUCCUGCAGAUCGACCCCAACACAAAUACCACACUUAUUCUCUUCGCCAAUAACAUCGACUACACUCGUCAGCUUCAGCAAGAGGGAGACAACUUUGUCCUCGAUCACGAAGGUGUGAUGAUCGUGCAGGAUAAUAACACCUGUAUAGUUACCUUUCCGUCAGGCAUAGGCCUACAGAUUUCAGUGAGCAUGAAGGCUCUGGCUAUAGGUGUUUCAUUUCCUACGAUUUUCCGAAACUCGACGAAGGGGCUGCUGGGAAAUUUCAAUGGCGACAACACCGACGACUUUGUUCUUCCUGGUGGUCAAGUGCUGGGAAACAAUUUGACAGAAAAGGAAAUUUUGAAAAUGUUUUGUCUACAAUGGGCUGUUGACAACAGUAGCACUGUCAUGAGAUAUGAAGCAAGAAUGGGUCCCAAAGACUACUACCAUCCUGAGUUUCAACCUGUUUUUCUGGACGAGUUGGACCCACUUGUUAGGCGCGAAGCCGAGGGUCUGUGUGGAGCCCAGAAUCUUCCCUGCAUCUAUGACUUCCUCGCCACAGGAAACAAAGACUUCGCCUUGUCCACUGCAGACCAGCAGAAGCUGUCAGAUGAUCUCAUGAAGCAAAGCAAGAAUUCUUUGCCAUCGGUAAAAGUUCCAGCAGCAGCUUACGUCACUGUGGGUGUCCAGAAAACUGUUUUCAUUAACGGGUCUGACCCUGAUGAUAAUGACCGACUGACCUAUCGAAUUGUUGAUGAUGCAAAGGGUGCUGUCAACAUCAACUCAUCGUCUGGUGCAAUCACCAUCUUUUUGAAAACCUUGGACCCUAUCAAAAUACAAGUUUACGUCGUAGACGAGGUAGGCGGACAGUCAACAGUUGAGUCGUUGCCGCUCGUCGUCUGCUCCGGUUGUGAAGGUCACGGCCUUUGUAAUGAGUCGGACACCCGAGACGUGUCGGGGGAUUCCUACUUCCAGUACGCUGUCUGCCAGUGCCAACCGGCCUGGAGCGGCAACAACUGUGAACUGGACAAGGACGGGUGCAGCGACAACCCUUGCCACCCUUUACAGACAUGCGCAGACGUGCCGGCCAGUCAGCAGGGCAGCAGCGACGUCGGGUACAGGUGUAGUGACUGUCCCCCGGGUUUCUCCAGCAGAAACGGUUCCCAGGACUGCAUUGACAUCGACGAGUGCGGCAACAAAGCCUUAGACAAAUGUGACAUGAUAUGCAUCAACACCUACGGCGGUUACGAGUGUUCUUGUCAGGAGGGCUUCCGACUCAGUACUGACGGCCGCACCUGUGCUGAUGUCAAUGAAUGUCUAGAGAGCACGCACGACUGCAGGCAGGUGUGCAACAACACGGAGGGAGGCUACCUAUGCGAGUGCGAGCCUGGGUACUCCUAUGACGAAAUCAAGAAAGACUGCAUCAUGGACUCUUCCCGGUCCGGCGUGUGUCAGGCCAGCGGCUGUUCGCAAGGUUGCGGUGUUGCCACAGACCCAAGCAGCAGCAGCAACAGCAUCCCACAGUGUUUCUGUUAUCAGGGUUACGACCUGGACCCCAGAGACAACGUGACGUGCGUGGAUCGCGAUGAAUGUCGGGACAAAGUGUGUGACCAGGUGUGUAACAACACGGCGGGCGGCUUCUCCUGCUCCUGCUACGACGGCUUCGCCCUGAACAAGGAUGAGCGCACGUGCUCGGCCUGCCCGUAUCUCAAGUACGGCCCCGAGUGUCGCGAGACGUGCACGUGCAGUGGCAGGAGCGUAGCGUGUCAUCCUGUACGGGGCUGCGUCUGUCAGGACGGCUGGACUGGCAAAAGCUGCGAGGAAGACGUGGACGAGUGUGUAGAGAACCCGGGUGUGUGUGGCACUUACAAGAGAUGUGUCAACAACAAGGGGUCCUACUCCUGUGUCUGUCGGCCAGGCUAUGCCACAACUGACGAUGGAGUGUGUCAAGAUAUUAACGAAUGCAGCACCAGUAAUCCGUGUAGUGAGCAAGAAGACUGCACCAACAUUCCUGGCGGCUUUUACUGCACCUGCAAAGUGGGUUACAUCAAGAUAGGAUCAAAUUGUACAGAUAUCGAUGAAUGUAAACUAAACAUAUCAGACUGCCAGCAAGAAUGUGUCAACGUCCCUGGUUACUUCAACUGCGACUGUAAAUAUGGCUACAGACUCAAUGCUGACCGGAGACAUUGUUCUAAAGUACAAGAGGUCUGUACCAAUGGAACUGUGUGUAGACAAGCCCACGGUUGUACACUUGACAAACAGAACAACCCAGAGUGCUUCUGCCAUAGUGGAUAUCAUCUCGUUGCCGCUAACAACACCUGCAUAGAUAUCGACGAAUGUCAAGCCAGUGUAGCCAAAUGCUCACAUGACUGUCACAAUGAGGAUGGAAGCUUCCACUGCAGCUGUCCUCUGGGUAUGAAGCUGGACAAUGACGGGCUGACUUGUUCUGUCUGCCCCAAUGGUACAUACGGACCGGACUGUACUCAAGUCUGCGCAUGUGGUGAAGGUGCAGAGCAGUGUAACGUCACAUCCGGUUGUGUGUGUCGCGAUGGUUGGCAAGGGGACAAGUGUGACCAAGAUGUGGACGAGUGUCAGAGAGCAGACAUCUGUAAAGGGGAAAAUGUGGAAUGUGUCAACGUUAUCGGAAACUACACAUGCAGAUGUCUUCAAGGGUUUGCUGUGAUCAACAGCGUUUGUCAAGACAUAAACGAAUGUGAAGCCUCGGUAUGUGACCAGCACUGUGCCAACACUAUUGGUAGCUUUCAUUGCUACUGUGACGAUGGGUUUACCUGGAACGAAACCACCCAGAAGUGUACAGAUGUUGACGAAUGCGCCUCACACGAGACAAACAAGUGUAAACAACGUUGCGACAACACGGCGGGGUCUUACAGAUGCUCGUGCAGUGCUGCAGGCUACAUCCUGAACAACGACGGCUUCACGUGCAAAGCCUUGACAGAGUGUCAGCGCACUGACUGUGACACGCAAAAUGGCGGAUGUGCCGUCACACAAGGAGAAGAAACUUGCUUCUGCAACAGAAACUAUCAUCUUCUACCCGACGGUGUAUCAUGUGCCUUGAUCUCAGCCGACACAACCACUGUAGCUGACACAACCACUGUCCUGAGACAGCAAACUACGGAAUCAGUAAAUCUGUCAAGUGGAUCAAGUUCACGGACUGUUUUGUCGUGGAAGCAAGUCAGUUUGAUAACCUGUCUGGUCUUUGUGCUGAUGGUUUUGUAUUAAAAGAUGUGACAGGGCAUUGAGAGACUUAUGUUACCUCGACUGUUAUGUCUGGUUUUAAUUCUACUUGAACAUGAACUAAAAAGGUAAUGAAUAUAUUCAAAUCUUUAACAAAGGAAACACAAAAAGUAACUUUACCAUUUUUUUUACUUUUUUUUUUUUGCACUCACGUACAUAUACUUACGGCCCACACAAAUCGAUGCUUUUUCAUUUUGUAUUAAAUGCAAUUAUAAAUUAUUAAUAAACUAAUAUUAAAUAAAGUAUUUAUAAAGUGUUGAUCAAAGCAAAACGUCUUAAUUUUUUUAUCAAAAUGGCUGUAUCCUUGUAAAAUGGUGAUUGGAGAAAUUAUGGUGAAAUUAUACAAAAGAAGUCUAAUAGUGUGUCUUCUAGACUUCAAGUAAACUAAAUUUGUUUACUCAGUUUUCUGUGUCAGUGGUAAAAAAAUUUCACAUAAUACACAGAUGUUUAAUAUUAUAAUGAACUUGUAGACUUACGUGUGUUAAAAAUAAAUAAUGUAAAUCACACAAUACAAUCAAUGUACAAAUUCAAACAAUAUCGACAUAUUCAGCACUUCAUAGUUUGCUGUAAUAAAAUUGUUAUUCUUAGACUUUUCUUAACAUUUGUAUAUAAUCAAAAAUUGUCAUAACAAAUAAGUGUUUGUAGAUAUAGAAAAUGAAAUGAUGUCAUACAAAAUUAUUCAAUGAAAUUUACAAUAAAAA
Pomacea canaliculata is the source of this 7856-nucleotide messenger RNA. RefSeq lists its product as uncharacterized. Lineage: Eukaryota; Metazoa; Mollusca; Gastropoda; Architaenioglossa; Ampullariidae. The record is from RefSeq and is a predicted model, not a curated record. The transcript has 38 exons. Gene Ontology annotation, biological process: cell-matrix adhesion. Gene Ontology annotation, cellular component: membrane. Bases 55 to 7140 code for a protein of 2361 amino acids. Gene Ontology annotation, molecular function: calcium ion binding.